Messenger RNA from Zea mays, 2642 nucleotides. RefSeq names its product putative XH domain family protein. The transcript has 8 exons. Gene Ontology annotation, biological process: gene silencing by siRNA-directed DNA methylation. The record is from RefSeq and is marked provisional. Lineage: Eukaryota; Viridiplantae; Streptophyta; Magnoliopsida; Poales; Poaceae. The coding region runs from base 461 to 2341 and encodes 626 amino acids.
CGAGCUCGCUCCUCUGCAUGCUGCGAACGCUGGAGUGGUUGGACGCAGCGCCAGCGGGUGUGGGUGACAUCACGCGCGCCCUCUGCCUGCCUCUCCGUCUGCGGCGAACGCAACAAUCCCUUCCGAGUGCCGACUGCCGAGUCUCGAGCGCCCCGGCCGCGAAGUGGAAGAGGCUGGCCGGUGGCCGCGCUCUGGGCCCAUAUCGCCAGUGAGACACGGGCCAGGUGAGCGGCCUCCCAUUUGCGUGGCCUGCCUGCCUGCCUGGCUAUGAAGGCAGCGGAGCGAAACGAAAAGACGGAGGGAGCAGACAAAACCCCACCUCCACUUCUCCGUCAGACCAUCACAUCUCUGCGAGACUGCGACCCUCCCCUGCCUGCUUCUUCUUCUUCUCCACCGCAAGAGCCGAGCCGGGCCUAGAGGGAGGACAGCGAUCCAUCUAACGUCUGCUUGCCGGUCUGCAAUGGACUGCAGCUCUGACGAGUCGUCAGAGCUAAGCGAGACAGAUAUCGACGACUACGCCGACAAGUCGUACUCGGACCUCAAGUCCGGCAAGUUCGUGGCGAGGCUGGGCAGCGACAGGUUCAGGUGCCCGUUCUGUCCGGGGAAGAAGAAGCAGGACUACCGCUACAGCGAGCUGCUCCAGCACGCCGUCGGGGUGGGCGCAUCCAACCGUGCCGCGAAGGUGAAGGCGAACCACCAGGCCCUGGCGAAACUUCUCAAGGAGGACCACGCCGACGCGGCGGCCACACUGCCAGCAUGGCAGGCCAUCGCGCUAAGCAACGCGCCGAAGCCGGCGCAGGACCAGGAAGCGUUCGUUUGGCCCUGGACGGGCGUCCUCGCGAACGUCCCGGCCGGACAAGCCCAGGAGGGUGGAGCUACACUGAUGGAGCAGCUAGCUGAGUUCAAACCCGUGCAGAUCACUGCCGUGUGCGGUGCCGAUGGGUAUGCCGGCUACGUCGUUGUUCUGUUCACCAAGGAUUGGAUCGGGUUCAAGAACGCCUUGGCAUUCCAGAACUGUUUCAAGUCACGGCGCUUGGGUAAACAGGACUGGAAGGAGACGAAGGGACACGUAGAGCAAGUGUUUGGAUGGCUAGCAAAGGAAGAGGAUUACAGAUCGGAUGACCCAGUCGGUAGGUUCUUGUCAGCGAAUGGUGACCUGAAGACGGUGUCUGAACUGGAGCAGGAGAUGUCCAGCAAGACUGACAACCUCAUAGAUAGUCUGGCUCGACAGAUCACCGCUAAAAGCAAGUACCUGCAGGAACUGGAGUGCAAGUGUAACCAAAUGAAUCUCUCCCUUCAGAAAGCCAUGGAAGAGAGCGAUUUGCUGCACAAACGUUAUAAUGAAGAAAUGAGGAAUAUGCAGUCUGCUGUCCGUGAGCAUACACGGAGGGUUUUUCAGGAGACUGAAGAACUCAGAAAUCAGCUGGUUGAGAAAGAGAGCAACAUCCAGAGGAGGUCCAGGGAACUAAAUGAACUAGUCGCUCAAACUGACAUGGAAAGAAGAAAACUGGAGGAAGAGAGGAAAAAGAAUGCUGACCAAAAUGAUUCCCUCAACAUGGCUAGAAUUGAGCAACAGAGAGCUGACGAACGGGCGCUACAGCUUCUUGAGAAACAUAAGAAAGAGAAGGAGGACGCUCUCAACAGAAUCCUGCAGCUAGAGAGGCAGGUGGACGAGAAGCAGAAGCUGGAGCUGGAUAUCGAGCAGCUUAAAGGCAAACUGGAGGUGGUGAAACACAUGGCGGGAGAAGGCGUGGAUGUGAAGAAACGUUCUGAGGAGCUGACAGCAGAACUGAACGAAAGGAUCGAAGAGAUGGAAGACCUGGAAGCUCUCAACCAAACUCUUGUUGUUAAACAUAGGAUGACCAACGAUGAGAUUCAAGAUGCCAAGAAAGAGUUGAUCACGGGUUUGACAGAUAUGUUAGGUCCUCGUAGCAACAUUGGGAUCAAGAGGAUGGGUGAGCUGGACGAGAAGCCCUUCGUUCUGUCCUGCAAGCAGAGGUACGGACAAGACGCCGAAAUGAAAGCCGCUGAACUCGUCUCCCUGUGGCAAGAGCAUCUGAAGGACCCUAAUUGGCAUCCUUUCAAGAUAGUGACCACAGGCUCAACUAAAGAGCAAAUCAUCGAUGACAAGGAUGAGAAGCUGGCGGGCUUGAAGAAGCAGCUCGGCGAGAAGGUCUACGAGGCCGUGGCUACCGCGCUGCUAGAGAUCAACGAGUACAACGCUAGCGGCAGCUACGUGGUGUCCGAGCUCUGGAACAACAGGGAGAACCGCAAGGCCAGCGUAACGGAAGCCAUACAGCACGUCCUGAAGCAAUGGAAGGCGCAGAGGCGUCGAAGAUGAGAGACCCUGCGCCUCACUGGAUCAAGUCAAGUUUGGGUGCCAGCUGACUAUCAGUGUCAUCAUCAGCAAGUCCAGACACCUAUUGAAGAUGAUCUAUCCGCGGCUGUGUUUUUCCUUGGCGGGCGCGUGCUUCGUUGGUUUCAUUUAGCACUUCCUCUCUUCUUUUUUUGGGUCGGAAAUGAAAUAGGAUAUCGCCAGCAGUCGGUAGUACUGGUUUUAAAGUACUUACAUUCCCCACAAGAACUGCGAAAAUGAGACUGGUGAUGCGCCAUUUGGCCCCCCGCAACAGAUUUUUGUAGAC